AUGGUUCCUUUUCGACGCUUAUCGCAGAGGGGCCGUCGCAGCUUCGACAACCGCGACUCCUACGAAUGGCAAGACGAGCGAGACAAACGCAUCAUGACGGCCACCUUCCCCAUACACCCUCUCUCCUCCAUGCAGGCGCCCUUUGAGGAGUCGAUGCUCGACGCCACUGGCGAAACGGGGCACGUUCCCUUCGCCAUUCCCAAGAAGAGCGUGAAGACGCGACAGCAAAUGCUGUGCAGAGAGGAGAAUGCCUCUGAGCCCUCGUGGAACUUCACAUACAACUGCCACUGGAGGAGCAACGCAAAGGGCAAAUUUCAUCCCCUAACAAAGACGGUCGCGCAGAUCAUCUUUGGUGUCCACCUGCUGCAUCAGCAUCUGGAAAAGUCCGUCGCCGAUGUCGCCGACAUAUUGCUCAAGCAUGUCAAUGAGCUCGACAGUUUUCUGCAGCGGGCGAAUGAAGACCUUGAAAGCAGCAUGAAGGACAUGCUGUUCCGGCAUAAAUGUCUAAAGGUGCCCAUGGAACACGUAAACGAAUUCGAUCGCCUCCUCGAAGACCGCUCAUACCGCGCCCAACUCCUCGACGGCAACAUCGUAAUCGAACGCACCAUUGGGCGCAUGUCGCAACUGCUCAACGACUACCUGAUCGACAUCAACGUAUUUCGCGAAGCCAACCAGGAGCUCGAUCUCUACCUAGGCGAUGUGGGAGACGAAUGGACAUACCGCAAUGAGGAUAUUGGGCGCAUAUAUUCAGCCAUGUGUGGCAACACCGGAGGCUGGUCGCAAUUCUUGCAAAGCCUCGUAGCAAAGGCUGAAAGGCUGGGCGUUGUGCUCGUACAGGUCAGCAGCUAUUGCAAUGAGAUCGAGAAGCGGUGUGGCGCUGCAAGUCGCCGAAGUUUGCUGGAGCUUCGCUAA
Molecule: messenger RNA, 912 nt
Organism: Alternaria hordeiaustralica
Lineage: Eukaryota; Fungi; Ascomycota; Dothideomycetes; Pleosporales; Pleosporaceae
Exons: 2
Coding region: 1-912 (303 amino acids)
Source: RefSeq, a predicted model, not a curated record